CGCAUGCUCACAUUCCCGGGCUUGGCAGUGCUGUUUUUUCGUUCUUUGUGAAACCGGGUCGGUGGUGAGAUCGGGAUGGGGAGUGGGUUCUCGGCCCCUUGGACGGGGAGCCGGAGACGGAUUAUUCUCUGCGGGGCAACACCAACAAUUUUCCUUCGAUGUAACUAACUCUUCGCGCAUGCUCACUGUCUCCGGUUGGGUGGUGUUUUCCUUUCUGCUCAGUGCUGAAGCGAAUCGUCUGCGGGAUUGGGAAAAGGUCCUCCCCUCCUGGGUCAGGAAGCCAGGGAUCAGAUCACAGUCUGCGGGCCGAAGAUAUCGUUUUCCCAUCAUUAGACCUGCGGUGAGAAGUUUAUUUGAAGAAAAACCCCCACUGGAAGCAAACCACAGCUGAAGACUAGGGAACAGCAACAAGUGAAUUGGCCCGAGGACUGAGAACAGCAACUGGAGAGAACAACUUUGCAUCAAGAGACUCGGAUUUCCCAGUGAUUCAGUCAGGAGAAAGUUUGGUCUGAAAUGGCUAACACGAGAGGACAUAGUUUUAAGGUGCUUGGAAAUAGAUACCGAGGGGAUGUCAGAGGUUACAAAUGACAAGAAAUUUGUCUACUGAAAUCUGGAAUACAGUUUUGCUGUCUCAGUCCAGAUAUUUAAGAAAUGGAUCAAGGGAUUCACUCGAUCAUCCUUCCUGCUCAGACAGUGGGGAGGGAUUCACUCGAUCAUCCUUUCUGCUCAGACUGUGGGGAGGGAUUCACUCGAUCAUCUGAACGACUGGCAUGUCCAUCAUUCUAAUCAGGGGGGAAACCAUUCACCUGCUCAGACAGUGGGAAUGGAUUCAGUCGGUCAUUUCAACUGAAUGUAUAUCAGCAAGUUUACACUGGCAAGGCCAUUCACCUGUGCUGUGUGUGGACACUCCGGUCAGUUCACACUGGGCAGAGGCUGGUCCUCUGCUGAAUUUGUGGUGUAAGGAUUCACUCGGUCAUCUGUCCUAAUGGCUCACAAGCGAGGUCUCCCCGGGGAGCGGCCGUUUACCUGUUCGGACUGUGGGAAGGGAUUCACUCAGUCAUCUGAACUGAAGGUACAUCAGAGAGUUCACACUGGGGAGAGGCCAUUCACCUGCUCAUACUGUGGGAAGGGAUUCACCACAUCAUCUCACCUACUGAUUCACCAGUCAGUUCACACUGCAGUGAGAGAUUUCACCUGCUCAGUCUGUGGGAAGACAUUCACUCGGUCAUCUAACCUACAGAGACACCAGCAAGUUCACACUGGGGAGAAGCUGUUCACCUGCUCAGACUGUGGGAAAGGAUUCACUCGAUCAUUCAACCUACAGAGUCACCAGCGAGUUCACACUGGGGAGUGGCUGUUCACUUGCUCAGUCUGUGGGAAGGGAUUCAGUCAGGCAUCUCACCUACAGAGACACCAGUCAGUUCACACUGGGGAGAAGCCAUUCACCUGCUCAUUCUGUGGGAAGACAUUUACUCAGUCAUCCAACCUACAGACACACCAGCGAGUUCACACUGGGGAGAAGCCGUUCAUUUGCUCAGACUGUGGAAAGGGAUUCACACAGUUAGGUAGCCUACAAGCACACCAGUUAGUUCACACUGGGGAGCGGCCAUUCACCUGCUCAGACUGUGGGAAGAGAUUCACCACAUCAUCUCACCUGGUGACUCACCAGUCAGUUCACACUGCAGUGAGGGAUUUCAUCUGUUCAGUCUGUGGGAAGAGAUUCACUCAGUCAUCUAACCUACAGAGACACCAGCAAGUUCACACUGGGGAGAAGCUGUUCACCUGCCCAGACUGUGGGAAAGGAUUCACUCGAUCAUUCAACCUACAGAGUCACCAGCGAGUUCACACUGGGGAGAGGCUGUUCACCUGCUCAGACUGUGGGAAGGGAUUCACUCAGGCAUCUCACCUACGGAGACACCAGUCAGUUCACACUGGGGAGAAGCUAUUCACCUGCUCAGUCUGUGGAAAGACAUUCACUCAGUCAUCCAACCUACAGACACACCAGCGAGUUCACACUGGGAAGAGGCCAUUCACCUGCUCAGACUGUGGGAAGGGAUUCACCACAUCAUCCCACCUAGUGACACACCAGUCAGUUCACACUGCAGAGAGGGAUUUCACCCUCUCAGAUGGUGAGAAGGGAUUCACUCAGUCAUCUGAUCUGCUGGCACACCAGUGAGAUCCACUGGGGAAAGGCCGUCGACCUGUGAAUGUGGGAAGGCAUUCACAUGAUCAUCUCAUCUAUUAGAACACCAGUGAGUUCACACCACGUCUGCUCAGACUUUGGGGAGAGAUUCUCUCAACCGUCUCCACCAAAGCUGCAUCAUUAUGUUCCACUGGGGAGGGGCCAUUCACCUGUUGUGAAUAUGGGAAGGGAUUCAUUCAAUAAUCUAACCUUGUAACACACGACCGGGUUCACAUUGGGGAGAAAGUUUCAAUAAGCUGCAGGAUGAAUGCAUCCCCAUUGCUGAAUGCAAUUUCGAGAGUGACAGGCGGAGUCUAGUACAAGAGGGCAUGACUUGUGGUUUGCAGGACACCCAUUCAGAACAGAGAAUCAGAGAAUUUUUUUUUUGUCAGAGGGUGAUGGAUCUGUGGAAUUUGUUGCCUCGGGCAGCAGUGGCGGCCAAGUCAUUGGGUGUGUUUAAUGCAGAGAUUGAUAGGUAUCUGAGUAGUCAGGGCAUCCAAGGUGAUAGUGAGAAGGUGGGGGAAUGGGACUGAAGGGCAGAUUGGAUCCACUCAUGAUGAAAUUGUGUAGCAGACUCGAUGGGCUGAAUGGCCGACUCUGCUCCUUUGUCUUAUGGUCUAAUGUGAUUAUUUUUUCUCAUGUGCGUUAUUCCUCUUCCUCCUUCUGUCCAAGGAAGUGUUAAUCUAGGUGGGUUUGAGUGUAAGUAGUCUUUUCUAAACUUGUCAUUUCUGUUCUUACUUAUCUUUGUAAAUUUUACUGAGUGAAAUGGGACUAAGAUAUUUUCAUUAAAAAAAGUCAAUGUCGGUAUUGAUGGAAGUGUUUAUUGCCUUUGUUGUAUUUGUUGAGCAUAGAGCUCUGUUCCACAGUUUUUUAAAGCCUUGAAAUAAAUUUUGUCAAAGGUUUUCCCAA
Hypanus sabinus (Atlantic stingray) is the source of this 3091-nucleotide messenger RNA. Its product is annotated as zinc finger protein 235-like. Bases 986 to 2176 code for a protein of 396 amino acids. The record is from RefSeq and is a predicted model, not a curated record. Gene Ontology annotation, biological process: regulation of transcription by RNA polymerase II. Lineage: Eukaryota; Metazoa; Chordata; Chondrichthyes; Myliobatiformes; Dasyatidae. Gene Ontology annotation, molecular function: DNA-binding transcription factor activity; RNA polymerase II cis-regulatory region sequence-specific DNA binding. The transcript has 5 exons.